CUGAUUGGAUGAAACAUGUAUUUUUUGUGUGGGACGAACGCGAUGUGGGUACUCAAGGAUUUUACGACACGGACGUCUGAAGUGCAGCAAUAGCAAUGCUUUUCAACAAGGCUCUGAGAGGGGGUGUGCAGUCUGUCCUGCGGCUCCAGAGUACCAGUGCUGCAGCCGUGGCUGCUACCGGCUCUCAGAAUGCUCCGUCAACAGGGUUCUGCUUUGAGAUGACAGACCAGCAGAAAGAGUUCCAGGAACUAGCCAGGAAGUUUUCCCGGGAAGAGAUUGUCCCUGUUGCAGCAGCCUACGACAGGAGUGGAGAAUAUCCUUUCCCCAUCAUCAAGAGAGCAUGGGAGCUGGGCCUGAUGAACUCUCACAUUCCAGAGGACUGUGGUGGAAUGGGUCUGGGCAUAUUCGACUCCUGCCUCAUCACAGAAGAGCUGGCCUAUGGUUGCACAGGAGUUCAGACUGCUAUCGAAGCCAACUCUCUUGGUCAAAUGCCAGUGAUCAUAGCAGGUAAUGAUUUCCAGAAGAAGAAGUACCUGGGCAGAAUGACAGAGGAACCUCUCAUGUGUGCGUACGGUGUGACGGAGCCUGGCGCGGGCUCUGACGUGGCGGGCCUGAAGACGCGGGCGGAGAAGAAAGGAGACGAGUACGUUGUUAACGGGCAGAAGAUGUGGAUCACCAACGGAGGCAAAGCCAACUGGUAUUUCCUGUUGGCCCGUACUGAUGCAGACCCUAAGUGUCCAACCAGCAAGGCUUUCACAGGUUUCAUCGUAGACGCCGACUCACCUGGAAUACUAGUUGGCAGGAAGGAGUUGAACAUGGGUCAGCGGUGUUCAGACACCAGAGGAAUCACCUUUGAGGAUGUCCGGAUACCCAAGGAGAAUGUUCUGAUUGGAGAAGGAGCUGGCUUCAAGAUUGCCAUGGGAGCCUUCGACAAGACCAGACCACCAGUGGCAGCAGGCGCUACUGGUCUGGCUCAGAGAGCUCUGGAUGAAGCCACUGGCUACGCUCUGGAGAGGAAGACCUUCGGAAAACUCAUUGCUGAGCACCAGGCGGUGUCGUUCCUGUUGGCUGAGAUGGCCAUGAAGGUGGAGCUGGCCAGGAUGGGCUGGCAGAGGUCAGCGUGGGAGGUUGACAACGGGAGGAGGAACACAUACUACGCCUCCAUCGCUAAGGCAUUCGCCGGAGACAUCGCCAACCAGGUGGCCAGCGACGCCGUGCAGGUGUUUGGAGGAAACGGCUUCAACUCGGAAUACCCCGUAGAGAAACUGAUGAGAGAUGCCAAGAUCUACCAGAUCUAUGAAGGCACCGCCCAGAUCCAGAGACUUAUCAUCUCCCGUGAACACUUCGGCAGGUUCAAGAAAUGAGCUCCCAACACCUGUCAAGUCACCAGUUCCGUCCUCUCUGAAUGAACACCUGUUGUCUUCCUUCCCGGUUUCUGUUCUACCUUUUUUAACAUUUUUAUUUUAUAGUCAUGAUCAAUACAACUCAGGAUGCAGUCACACCUGGGUCAAAUACAGGAUGUCAAGUACUGGCGACGUGUUGGAUAGAACUUGAGCGACAAGCUGGGUGGGGGCAGCAUAGCUGCGGCACCCCCUUGGAAAUUAUAAAUACAUUUUUAAAAAAAUCGCAGCCUGCAAUUAUGGGAUUAUUCGGGUGGUUCUAUUGUCCCAGACAUGCUAACUCGUAUGUCAAAGUAUUUGUGGUGCAUCAGAUAUGGCACACUCUGCUUUUUAUAUAGUUCCCUACUUUUGACCAGAGUUUAUGGUUAAAAGUAGUGCACUGCAUAGGGAAUAGGGUGCGAUUUCAGACCAACACUUUUGACUGAAGUGUGGAAUGGAGUGCAGAAUGUGGCCUUACAUCACAACAAACCACAUGCCUUAUUACCCCCUUUUGGUUUCAACGUUCAACUGUAGCUGGAGUGUUAAAUGGUUUUGUGUGAAGAAGAUUGUAACUUGUGAAAAUAUAACCGAUCAAAUGAGUUGGAAACAUGUAAAACGUUUUCUAAUUGAUAAACCUCAAGACAGUCCACCUCAACUUUAUCAGCACUUUGUUGAACUGUAAUAAACUAUGUAUACUGA
Messenger RNA from Salvelinus fontinalis (brook trout), 2078 nucleotides. RefSeq names its product acyl-CoA dehydrogenase medium chain (gene acadm). NCBI's taxonomy places the organism in Eukaryota, Metazoa, Chordata, Actinopteri, Salmoniformes, Salmonidae. Gene Ontology annotation, cellular component: mitochondrion. Bases 96 to 1364 code for a protein of 422 amino acids. Gene Ontology annotation, molecular function: flavin adenine dinucleotide binding; medium-chain fatty acyl-CoA dehydrogenase activity. The transcript has 11 exons. Gene Ontology annotation, biological process: medium-chain fatty acid catabolic process; fatty acid beta-oxidation. The record is from RefSeq and is a predicted model, not a curated record.